This is a messenger RNA of Mercenaria mercenaria, 3196 nucleotides long. Its product is annotated as microtubule-associated protein tau-like. Lineage: Eukaryota; Metazoa; Mollusca; Bivalvia; Venerida; Veneridae. Gene Ontology annotation, molecular function: microtubule binding. Gene Ontology annotation, cellular component: neuron projection. The record is from RefSeq and is a predicted model, not a curated record. Gene Ontology annotation, biological process: microtubule cytoskeleton organization; neuron projection development. The transcript has 17 exons. Bases 827 to 3181 code for a protein of 784 amino acids.
CAGUUGUGGCUCGGCAACUGAGAUCUGUAAUUUCUGAAUCAGUCUCUUAUAAUAAUCCAUUUCCUGAUAAACAGUUGAUGCAUGAAUUUGUAAUUGUUUGUAAUUCAGUUUAAUUCAUAGCAGAAACAACAUCAGUGUAAUUAUAUUGUGUUUAUUCUUGUAAGCCAGACAGCCAGGAGUGUUGCUACCAUAAAACUGGCAUGCAGUACACAGCUGUGACUUGAAAAUUUAGUGUUAUGCUCAAAUAGAGAAAUUUAGAAGGCCAGGAACUGCUACAGUCAGGAGUCAGGAAAAUAUUGAUGGCAGCUAAACCAUUAGCCAUAUUCAAUAGACUGUUAAUUUUGUUUACAGAAAAGGAGAAAUUUAGGUGCAACUUUACUCAAGUAGACAGAUACACUGGAUUACUGCAGUGUGAAUUCCUGGUGAUGGGGAUUUUGUAGAAAAACAGCUGUCUGUGUUUUGUGGAACUAUUAACCAGAAUAAUUACUCAGGGGUUGGAGAUAAUAAAUGUUUAUUGAUGACUGUUUUCAAAGUCUGUAUAUACAGUGGAUUUAAGUUAGUAAGAAAGAUGAUCAUUUUGUGACAGUGACAGAGAAGUGAGAAGGCUUGGGAGAAGGACAUAUUGCAGUGUGACGCUUGAUUACAAAAUAACCCUGUACAAAUCUUGGAAUUAUUCUGAGGAAUCAAGUUCUAGUUAAUCUUUUUUGUGAAGUUUUUUGUGAAGGAGAUCCUGCCUUGAUCGAAGUAGUGGUGUGUUUUCAGAGAUUGGAGUAUUAAAAUUGUCUCGGAAGGAAAUUUAUUUUUAGAGUCUGCAACCAAAAAAAAAAUGGCAGAUAUUUCCACAGAGAAAUUGCAAAAUAUGAACAUCCAAGAUUUUGAUGGGGGUGAAUUUGACCCAUUUGCACCACAAAAUAAAAUGGCUAAUAUGAAUAAGGGAGAGCAACCUGUGGAUUUGUUAGGCGAAUGUUUAGAAAACGGACAAAUGACAAAUGGAAGUGAUAAACAUGUUUCCUUUGAUCAGGAGGCUGGUAUAGGGCUCCCUGAUCCAUCUUACAUUAAUCAAGGUCAAGGACAAGGUCAGAUUUCAGGGUCUCAAGGUCAAAAGGAUGAAGGAUUACAAAGACAUAUGAGUGAAGGUGAAAUUUUAGGAUACCAGAAUGAAUAUGGUGAGUCAAUACAUACUGGACAAGUGGAAUAUACAGGAGACAGUGAAGAGGAGGAGUGUAAUAAUCUUAUAGAUAUUCAAAGUACAGACGUUGAUUCUUAUCCGCAGAAAGGUCAAGGUUAUACAGGCGGAGGACAUGUAGGUGAAUAUUCUAGUCCAGAUCCUAGUCAAAAUUUGUAUGACGAGUAUGUGGAAAAUGAUUAUGUUGAUGAUAAUGAUGAAGGUGUUCAGAAUGAAGAGAAACGUUAUGACGGUCCCGUUGAUUAUGUUGAUGAUAAUAUUGAUCCUGAUUCAUGGCAUCCUCAAAUGGAUCCAGAGAGAUUACGGAGAUCAAAAUCGCCAGAAAGGUCAGUUUCACCUUAUGUGAAAUCAGAAAGUGGCGGAGAUGUUGACUCUGAUAUGAUUAGCUCCCCUUCUGAAAUGGCGCAACCUGAAUCAGUGUCUGAGCCUGUAGGGGGCGAUAGUUACCGUGAAUCAUCCAUUCCAGUGUCAGAAGGUGUUGAAACACCGGACUUAAUAUCCCAGGGUUCACAGCAGUUAUCUUCCGAGGAAACGGAAUCUUUAGAUUCAAGGUCGGAAGUUUCCGAAGGCACUCCAAGAAGGCGCAGAAUUCCAAAGCCUAAAACAAAGAAACCUUUGGAAUUGCCACCUUGGGAUGAUAAUGUAGUGGUGCCAAAACUUCCAAGGAUGAAGCCGACUUUGAUUGGUAAACAGGCCGACUUGCCACCGCCGUCACCGCCACGGUUUCAUCGGCAGCGAACCGCACCAGCACGUCACAAUGCUAAAGAUGCUUCGUCAGACAGUGGGGUAGAAGAGGAAGCAAAGUCCCCUAGAAAGAGUUCAGGAGAUGUUAAAAAGAAGUAUGGAACAGACACAAAGAACGAGCGGUAUAAACCAGGUGGGGGAAACAUACAAGUCUUCUCACAGAAAGUUGACACACGAUCGGUUACUCCUCGCACAGACACAACCAAACCUAGGUCAGCUCUGAGUCCUAGAAUAAGUCCGUCAAAAGAAAAAGCUCCCUUGACUCCAAAAGCCCCGACCCCAAACACCAAACAAGUGCAAUCAAAGAUAGGAUCCCUCAAUAAUGUGAAACAUUCUCCGGGAGGUGGUAACGUUAAAGUAUUGAAUACGAAGGUAGAUUUUUCCAAUGUUCCCAGUAAAGUUGGCUCCAAAGACAAAAUAGACCACAAGCCGAAGGGUGGUGAUAAAAAGAUAGAAACCCAGAAAUUAAGCUGGCAGACCGAGUCGAAAGUUGGCAGUUUAAAGAAUGUGACCCAUUCGCCGGGAGGAGGAAAUCUGAAAGUUCUUAAUCAGAGAGUUUCGUGGUCGGCAAAGUCACGUGUUGGAUCUCUUGAAAAUGCCACUCAUUCCCCUGGCGGUGGUAAAGUUAAAGUAGUCAGUCAGAGGUUGAGCUGGACAGCUAAUGCUAGAGUUGGCUCUUUAGGCAAUACUCAUUAUAGACCUGGGGGUGGCAGAGUAAAAAUUUUGGACCAGAAAGUAGAAAUUAAAGCCCAGUCAAAGAUAGGAUCCACAGCAAAUAUAAAACAUAAGCCAGGUGGCGGGGAUAAAAAGAUAGAAACACAGAAGUUAGAGUUUAAAGAAACGGCUCGACCGAAGGUUGGGUCAAUGGACAAAGUGAAACAUAAACCUGGUGGUGGUGAUAUUAAGAUUCAUAGCGAAAAGCUAAAGUGGGAAACCUCGUCAAAAGUGAAAUCAUUAGAAAAUGCCGAGCAUGUGCCGGGUGGCGGUAGUGUAAAAAUAAUUCAACAUGCCAAAAUACACUGGCAUACCAAGUCGAAAGUGCAAUCCAUGCAGAAUGUUCAUUACCAACCUAGUGGUGGAAACAUUCAUAUUCUGGAUGAAAAAGUAGACUUCUCAAAUACGGCUAAACCUAAAGUUGGAUCUAUGGACAAGGUGAAACACCAGCCUGGGGGUGGAGAUAAAAAGGUAAGCAGACUGGCGUGUGGUAGCGUUUUAGCCAAAACGUGGUUCAUUUAUAUGCUUUUCUUUUAGAAAGCCUGUCCAGAG